This is a messenger RNA of Sinocyclocheilus rhinocerous, 2364 nucleotides long. RefSeq names its product U2 small nuclear ribonucleoprotein auxiliary factor 35 kDa subunit-related protein 2-like. Gene Ontology annotation, biological process: mRNA splicing, via spliceosome. NCBI's taxonomy places the organism in Eukaryota, Metazoa, Chordata, Actinopteri, Cypriniformes, Cyprinidae. Bases 110 to 2047 code for a protein of 645 amino acids. The transcript has 11 exons. Gene Ontology annotation, cellular component: U2AF complex. The record is from RefSeq and is a predicted model, not a curated record. Gene Ontology annotation, molecular function: RNA binding; metal ion binding.
GUGACGUCAUCUUUGCGCGCGCGUUGUAUGAUUGGUGUGAAAUGUGUUGCAUUUAUUAGGAGUUUUGACGUUAUUGUCUACCGGCGAAAUGUGUAAAUAAUGUUUUAAAAUGACGGACAAUAACUGUUACUCGUUUCAGACGGACCCACCAGAGCCGCAGGACUCUCAGAGUCGGUUGGAUGAGUGUGAAACUGCUUCUGUUGAGCUCAGUCAAAAACAACGACGAGCUAUUCUUAAACGAGAAAGAAGGAAAAGGAAACGUCAAGCUAUUGCUAAAUUAAGAGAAGCAGCUCUAGAUCAUUCACAAAAUGAGGAGCACCAAACUGAAGAUGAGGAAGAACAGAUGGGUGGUGAGCAGAGUGAGCGAUUACACCAGGAAUGGCUGGAGAGAGAAAAGAUUGCACAGGACGAAUUCAGGCUGAAGAGGGAGAGAGAAGAGGCGGCAGAAAAGAGAAAGGAAGAAGAAGAGAGGAGGAUCAGAGAGGAAUGGGAGGAGCAGCAAAGGAAAGAAAAAGAGGAGCGGGAGCAGAAGGAGCAAAAGAAGAGAGAGAGAGAGGAAGCUGUGCAGAAAAUGCUGGAUCAAGCAGAGAGUCAGCUGGAAAACGGUGGUCCUUGGAAAAACCCUGAUGCCCCAAAGGAUUAUGGAACAGAAAAGGACAAGGCAAACUGCCCCUUCUUCCUUAAAACAGGCGCUUGUAGGUUUAGAGACCGGUGCUCCCGAAAGCAUGACCACCCAACAUCCAGCACCACUCUGAUGGUGAGGGGGAUGUUUGUGACGUUCGGGAUGGAGCAGAGCAGACGUGAUGACUAUGACACUGAUGCCAGUCUUGAGUACAGCGAGGAGGAAAUGCACCAGCAGUUCCUGGAUUUCUAUGAAGAUGCUGUGCCAGAGUUCAAGAACGCAGGGAGGGUGGUGCAGUUCAAGGUGAGCUGCAACUUUGAACCUCACUUGAGAGGAAAUGUUUACGUUCAGUACGACACAGAGGAGAAAUGUAGAGAAGCUUUCAUGAUGUUUAAUGGCCGCUGGUAUGCUGGAAGACAACUGCAAUGUGAAUUCUCCCCAGUAACUAGAUGGAAGACAGCCAUAUGUGGACUUUUUGACAGGCGGAAAUGUCCAAAAGGAAAACACUGCAACUUCCUCCAUGUGUUCAGAAACCCAGAUAAUGAAUUCUGGGAGGCAGACCGUGAUCUUCAUAUGUCCCCUGAUCGCAGUGGAGGCUUUUCUAGUCGCCAUUUGGGCAGCAGAGAUGGAGUGCGGUCCCAACGUGGAAAUAGUCCUGAGCGCAUAUCCCAGCGCAGGAGGACAGAUCGAAGGAGCCACAGCCGCGAGCGGUACAGUUACAGGGGAAGAUGGAGCCGGGAGAUGCGGAGUCAUAGCCAGGAGAGGCGGGGUUGUAGCCGAGAGAGGGGGAGUCAUAGCAAGGAAAGGCGGGGCCACAGCAGAGAGAGGCGGAGUCGCAGCAGAGGGAGACACAGUCGAAAUGGGGAAAAGCGUAGCAGAAGCAGAGAGAAAGGGAAGUCAGAGCAAUCAAUGACAAGGAGAUCAAUGUCUCGGAGAGAGCAAUCCAGAAGGAGCAGGAGCCGAUCCCAUAGCAGAGACCGGUUAAAGCAAUGUGAAUGUACAUCAGCAGACUCGAGAAGACAGACGUCAAAAUCAAACAGUCCAGAACGUGUGUCCAAAAACAGGUCUGUGAAACGGGAGAGUCACAGGAUGGAAAGCCAAAGCCCAGAAAACUCUGACCGAAUGGAUGCACAUCACCACAAGCACUCUAAAAAGAGCACGAAGAAGAAAAAGGGCAAAAAGAAACACAAAAGAAAGAAGAGUAAAUCACACAGCUCAAGCUCGGAGUCAGACAAAGACUCCCGGAAUGAGGAGUGUGAUGAGAUGCCGGCUAAAUCAGAAGAACGUACAGCUGUGGCAUCCAGCACAGGUUCAGCAGUAGAUGGAGUAGAGACCACAAAUUUGGAGGGCUGUCAUCCAAAAGAGGAAAUCCAUUGUGCGCUUACAGAUGCUACCAAAUCCGAUGGCAUCACACAGUCUGGAUAGAUUAUAUUAGAAUACAUAAACUGUGCUUCUGUUGUCUUAAAGCAGCUGUUGUUAUUUUAGUUUGCAUAACAAAAUGCCUAGUUUUCCUGAUUUUGUCUGAUGAAAACGUUUCCUGUAUAUUUGUAAUGAAAUCUAAUCUUUUCUGAAAGUGUUGGUGAUAGAAAUUAUAUUUUGUUCAUUUUCAGUGAGAGGUUACAAGACAUCACGUGGGUAAGCAUAUCUUAGGGAUCAUUUUAUUUAAAGUUGUGACAACGGACGUAAGCAGCAGAUAUUUAAUUCCAUAUUGUGAUGUUCAUCAGAGUGAAACAGAUUAUCGA